AUGGCGGGGGAGGCCUCAGUGAGGGCAGGGUGAUUUAAUACCCGAACCCGCGGCGGACCGCGAAGACAGAGGUAGCGGCGCAGCCCCGACCAUGGAGGAGGGCAACAGCGCUGGCAGCGGUGGCAGCGACAGCAGCACCAGCGGGAGUGGCGGGGCGCAGCAAAGGGAGCUGGAGCGCAUGGCUGAGGUCCUGGUCACCGGAGAGCAGCUACGGCUCAGGCUGCAUGAAGAGAAGGUUAUUAAAGAUAGGCGACAUCAUCUCAAAACCUACCCAAACUGUUUUGUUGCGAAAGAACUGAUUGACUGGUUGAUUGAACACAAAGAGGCUUCUGACAGAGAGACGGCAAUUAAACUCAUGCAGAAAUUAGCAGACCGGGGCAUUAUUCAUCACGUGUGUGACGAGCAUAAGGAGUUCAAGGACGUCAAACUCUUCUAUCGCUUUAGAAAGGACGAUGGCACCUUCCCACUGGACAACGAAGUGAAGGCCUUCGUGAGAGGACAGAGGCUGUAUGAGAAGCUGAUGAGCCCUGAAAACACACUCCUGCAGCCCAGGGAAGAGGAAGGGGUCAAGUACGAGCGCACCUUCAUGGCGUCUGAAUUCCUGGAUUGGCUGGUUCAGGAGGGUGAGGCCACCACAAGGAAAGAGGCGGAACAGCUCUGCCACCGGCUUAUGGAGCACAGCAUCAUACAGCACGUGUCCAAUAAGCACCCGUUUGUGGACAGCAAUCUUCUCUACCAGUUCAGAAUGAACUUCCGGCGGAGGCGAAGACUGAUGGAGCUGCUCAAUGAAAAAUCCCCCUCCUCCCAGGAAACUCAUGACAGCCCCUUCUGCCUGAGGAAGCAGAGCCAUGACAAUCGGAAAUCUACCAGUUUUAUGUCAGUGUUAAAAAGACCCGUCACUUCUGAGGAACUCCUGACUCCUGGGGCUCCGUAUGCGAGGAAGACAUUCACGAUUGUUGGUGACGCAGUAGGCUGGGGCUUUGUGGUGCGAGGCAGUAAGCCAUGCCACAUCCAGGCCGUGGAUCCCAGUGGCCCAGCAGCCGCUGCAGGAAUGAAGAACCCAAACUGGCUUCCUGGAUGUGGACCCGUGCAAUGGUUUGUCUCCCUUUCAAAAAUCUGCAUCCAUUGUCCUCUUUUGGAGGAAGAGAUUGCGCAGGAAGAGGGACAGAAGAGAAAAACAAAUAUUUAUUUAACAUUCACUGGUAUUAAACGCUGGGCUUAGUACUUAAUUAGAUUUGAUCCUCAUCAUAAACACGAUCCCCAUCUUACAGAUGAGUAAAGUAUAACUCAGAGACUUCCUAAAAAGUGUAUCUCCAGGGAUACACUUGGCUAAAGUCACAUAACUAGUAAAUUAUAAAAAUGAGAGUUAACAAAUUUUUAUUGCACUAUAUAAAAAAUGUACAAAUUAUUCAUGCACAUCUCAAACUAUAUUACAGAGUAAAUUACUAGUGCAACUACUACCUAGGAAUUCUAAGACCAUGGAUUAGUUGUCUACUUCUGAAAUUUAUAUAAAUUUAUCAUAUUGCAGUCAUCAUAUUGGGUACAUAUCUAGGAGUGGAAUUGCUAGGUCAUAAGUUAUGCGUAUAUGUUACAUGUAACUAGAGUAAUUGUUCUAUCCUCUAUUGAAAGUGGAGCAGAAUAGUCUCCAACUGUUAUUGAAUUGUCUGUCCUUUGAAUUCUGUGCAUUUGGCUUCAUGUAUUUGGGGGCUUUUUUUGUUCGGCAUAUACAUUUCGUGUUUGUGCUUGAUAUAUAUACUUGUUAGGUAUAUAUGUUUAUAAUUUUUGUAUCUUCCUGGUGGAUUGAACCUUGUACAUUAUAAAAUGUCCUUUUCUUCAAUGCUGACUUUGUCGUAAGCCCACGUGUAGGGGUCCAGUUUCUGGACUUUUGAUUCUGUUGCGUUGGUCUAUAUACCUAUACUAAUACUAAUACUACCACCAUCUUAUAGACUAUAAUAAUAGGCUGUAGCUUUAUAAUAUGUCUUUUAGACCUUUGUUGUUGUUAUUUACAUAUCGAAAACACUUAAGUGCCUGAGAGAGAUUCAUCUUACACUUCUUCAUUUGUACUCUUCUGAACUGCAGUUUACAUAUCUAAAAAUAAUGUCUCCUUUGCAAAUGUAAUGCAAGCAAACUCCUGACCUAGUUCUUGGCACCUAAAUAACCAGUUAUUAAUAGUAAAUGUUGUUCAAUCACUAACUAAUAGAAGUUAUUUUUUUCUCAUUGAAUUUUAGAGCUGAAAGGUGCUUUAAAGUCUCUAAUAAAUAUACAGUUUUUUGCAGCCCAGUUGAUCAGAUGACGAACUAAUGCUUGGAGAAGUGAAACAGCAUGUUCAGAAUGAUUCAGCUGUUUGGGUGCAGAGCUGAGACUAGGAUUUCUCUCCUGACUCCUAAUCCAGUGCUUUCUCCAUUGCUCUAUGCUUAAUUUACCCUUGGGGAGAUCCUCACUGGGGAGGCAGGAAGGAAGGAGAGAAUGAGUGUAUCCCUGGAGAUACACUUUUUAGGAAGUCUGUUUUUGCUGUGAAUAAGCCAAGCUUUACAGACAAGUGAAGGGUGCCUCACAUUGAACUUGGCAACACCCAUUCUGUGUUGAUCACCUGAUACCAGCUUUCUCACCCACCUACAGAAGACAGAUGGUAUAUUGAAUCUUCUGCUGUCCUGUUUCUAUUGUGAAGCAAAGAUUGCAACGACAAAAAGGGAAUGUGAGUGGAAUUGGUAAUGCCAGUUAAAGGCACAGAUUAGGUGAUGUAAUCACCAUGACAAAUGGUGUGCCUUGGGGGAGUUUGCUGGCUGAAUUAUAUGCAGCAUUGUUACCAAGGGUAAUUAUACAAACCUCUAUUUGUGUUAUGUCCUUCCUCCUGGAACCUUUAAAAUCUUCAUUCAGGAAUCAUUAACAUUCACCUCACUCUAGCAGAAGAGUUAUAAAGAAACAUGGUUUUUAAACUUUGGUUGAGGAUAAUAAGACCUGCCAAGUCUAGCCUGAGAUGUAAAGAUUAGCUUGAGUUAUUCU
This is a messenger RNA of Aethalodelphis obliquidens (Pacific white-sided dolphin), 3003 nucleotides long. RefSeq names its product DEP domain containing MTOR interacting protein (gene DEPTOR). The transcript is spliced from 8 exons. The coding region runs from base 92 to 1222 and encodes 376 amino acids. Gene Ontology annotation, molecular function: guanyl-nucleotide exchange factor activity; GTPase activator activity; protein binding. Gene Ontology annotation, cellular component: plasma membrane. Gene Ontology annotation, biological process: G protein-coupled receptor signaling pathway; intracellular signal transduction; positive regulation of GTPase activity. The record is from RefSeq and is a predicted model, not a curated record. NCBI's taxonomy places the organism in Eukaryota, Metazoa, Chordata, Mammalia, Artiodactyla, Delphinidae.